Messenger RNA from Lathyrus sativus (Indian pea), 1347 nucleotides. The record is from the annotation of a GenBank genome assembly. NCBI's taxonomy places the organism in Eukaryota, Viridiplantae, Streptophyta, Magnoliopsida, Fabales, Fabaceae.
AUGGAGAGGUACAAAAUUAUCAAGGAAGUUGGUGAUGGAACAUUUGGGAGUGUCUGGAGAGCAAUUAGUAAGCAAGCUGGCGAAGUUGUUGCGAUCAAGAAAAUGAAAAAGAAAUAUUACUCUUGGGAAGAGUGUGUAAAUCUCAGAGAAGUCAAGUCUUUACGAAAAAUGAACCACCCAAAUAUUGUGAAACUGAAGGAAGUUAUUCGAGAAAGUGACAUUCUGUACUUUGUUUUUGAGUACAUGGAAUGCAACCUAUAUCAACUUAUGAAAGACAGGGAAAAAUUGUUUUCUGAAAGUGAAAUUAGAAACUGGUGUUUUCAAGUUUUCCAAGGUCUGGCUUACAUGCAUCAGCGUGGUUACUUCCACCGCGACCUUAAACCUGAAAAUUUGCUGGUUUCUAACGAUAUUAUCAAAAUUGCUGAUUUUGGCCUAGCCCGAGAGAUCAAUUCACAACCACCCUACACUGAGUAUGUCUCCACACGAUGGUAUCGUGCUCCUGAAGUGCUGCUUCAGUCUUAUAUCUAUAAUGCCAAAGUUGACAUGUGGGCAAUGGGUGCUAUAAUGGCUGAGCUGUUCUCUCUACGACCUCUUUUUCCAGGAGCCAGUGAGGCAGAUGAGAUCUACAAAAUAUGUGGUGUGAUAGGCAGUCCAACCACUGAAUCAUGGGCAGUUGGACUCAAACUUGCGAGAGAUAUUAAUUAUCAGUUUCCACAGCUUGCUGGCGUAAACCUUUCUGCAUUGAUCCCAUCUGCAAGUGAUCACGCAAUCAGCCUUAUCCAAUCACUUUGCUCUUGGGAUCCCUGCAAGAGGCCAACAGCUUUAGAGGCCCUUCAACAUCCUUUCUUCCAGAGUUGCUUUUACAUUCCUCCAUCCCUUCGCUCCAGAGCAAUAGCGAGAACCCCUCCACCUGGAACUAGGGGAUCACUGGAUCAGCAAGGGGUCAAGAGAUAUCCGGGUGCUUUACCCAACUCAAAGCUCACCAAUUAUUUUCCAUCUCCAAAGUUACAGCCUUCUUCAGGUGUGCAACGGAAGUUGGAUAUGGUAAAUCAGGAUGACAUUAAGAAUGAUAAAUCAAUGAAGACUACUACACAAUUGAAGUAUCGACAACCAGGAAAGGACAGUCAAACUUCUAUAAACAAAGGAAGAUCUACACGUGGUGCUUUAGAAACAGCUGAGAGGUUGGCCAAUAUGUCUAUUGGCACUCGAAGACAGUCCAUAGAGCAACCCCGUGCUCCUCCCAUGAAGGCUGGAGUCAAUUGGAGUUCUGAAUCUCCUAACUUCAUGCUCAGACCUGCACCACAGAUCUCGACUGGGAGAACAUACCCUAGAAAAGUUGCUGGAUGA